Messenger RNA from Grus americana (Whooping crane), 5398 nucleotides. It is a transcript of the gene VPS53, whose product is annotated as VPS53 subunit of GARP complex. Gene Ontology annotation, biological process: retrograde transport, endosome to Golgi. The record is from RefSeq and is a predicted model, not a curated record. Gene Ontology annotation, cellular component: GARP complex. The coding region runs from base 514 to 2643 and encodes 709 amino acids. Lineage: Eukaryota; Metazoa; Chordata; Aves; Gruiformes; Gruidae. The transcript has 23 exons.
AGCGGCGGGCCGCCAUGGAGGAGGACGAGCCGGAGCUGGCGGCCGGGCUGGAGGCGGCGCUGGAGCUGGCACCCGCCGUGCAGGCCGCCAUCGAGCAGGCUGAUAUCCACAGGAAUUUUAAUAGGUCAGAGACCUCCAGAGCACGUAGCUGCUUUACUCCUCAGCCUGACUGCUCUCUGUGCACGCUUGUUAGAACAAUGCUGUGAAACACAAUUGGAACUGGGUGCUGAGGUAUUUCCAAGCCAAGAUCCUCUGGACAGAGCAGAUUUCAACGCUGUGGAGUAUAUUAAUACUCUCUUUCCCACUGAGCAAUCUUUGGCAAACAUUGAUGAAGUUGUGAACAAAAUCAGAUUGAAAAUAAGGAGGUUGGAUGACAACAUUCGAACUGUAGUGAGAGGACAGACCAACGUGGGACAGGAUGGCAGGCAGGCCCUGGAAGAAGCCCAGAAAGCCAUUCAACAGCUCUUCGGUAAAAUUAAGGAUAUUAAAGACAAGGCUGAAAAAUCAGAACAAAUGGUUAAGGAAAUCACACGGGAUAUCAAGCAGCUCGAUCAUGCCAAGCGUCAUCUGACCACCUCCAUCACCACCCUCAACCACCUGCACAUGUUGGCAGGGGGGGUGGAUUCACUGGAGGCUAUGACCAGGAGGAGACAAUAUGGGGAAGUUGCCAAUCUUCUCCAAGGUGUCGUGAAUGUGUUAGAGCACUUCAACAAAUACAUGGGGAUUCCUCAGAUUCGACAGCUUUCUGAAAGGGUGAAGGCAGCGCAGAAUGAGUUGGGACAGCAGAUCCUGGCUGACUUUGAGGAAGCCUUUCCUUCUCAAGGUACAAAGAGGCCUGGUGGACCCAGCAAUGUCCUACGUGAUGCGUGUCUAGUCGCCAACGUCCUGGAUCCCAGAAUCAAACAGGAAAUCAUCAAGAAAUUUAUUAAACAACACCUCUCAGAGUAUCUGGUCCUUUUCCAGGAAAACCAAGAUGUGGCCUGGCUGGAUAAGAUUGACAGGCGCUAUGCUUGGAUAAAGCGUCAGCUGGUGGACUACGAGGAGAAGUACGGGCGCAUGUUUCCCCAGGAGUGGUGCAUGACGGAGCGCAUCGCUGUGGAGUUCUGCCACGUCACGAGGACAGAGCUUGCUAAGAUAAUGCGCACAAGAGCAAAGGAGAUCGAGGUGAAAUUGCUUUUGUUUGCAAUUCAGAGGACAACCAACUUUGAAGGACUUCUGGCUAAACGCUUCUCAGGUUGCACUCUAGCUGAUGGGACAGUGAAGAAGCCAGAAGUGCCACCUCCCUCCACCAACCCAUUUCUGGAGGAUGAAACUGGGACAGAGACAGAUGAGAUUGUGAUCGAGAAAACUGAUAUGGACAAACCAAAGAAGCCAAAGGUCCCUGACAAUCCUUUUCAUGGCAUUGUUUCCAAGUGCUUUGAGCCUCACCUUUAUGUGUAUAUCGAGUCCCAGGACAAAAAUCUGGGUGAACUGAUUGACAGGUUUGUGGCUGACUUCAAGGCUCAAGGUCCCCCCAAGCCCAACGUGGACGAAGGAGGAGCUGUCCUGCCCAGCUGUGCCGACCUCUUUGUGUACUACAAGAAGUGCAUGGUGCAGUGCUCCCAGCUCAGCACAGGCGAGCCGAUGAUAGCCCUGACCACCAUAUUCCAGAAGUACCUUCGGGAAUACGCCUGGAAAAUUCUGUCUGGAAACCUGCCCAAGACAACUAGCAGCAGCGGUGGGCUCACCAUCACUAGUUUGCUGAAAGAAAAGGAAGGCUCUGAAGUGGCAAAGUUUACUUUAGAAGAACUCUGCCUCAUUUGCAGCAUCCUAAGCACUGCAGAGUACUGCUUGGCGACCACCCAGCAGUUGGAAGAGAAACUCAAAGAAAAAGUGGAUGCAAGUCUAGUGGAGAGAAUCAACCUGACGGGAGAGAUGGACACUUUCAGCAUCGUGAUCUCCAACAGCAUACAGCUGUUAGUGCAGGACCUGGAUGCAGCCUGUGACCCUGCCCUGACUGCUAUGAGCAAGAUGCAGUGGCAGAACGUGGAACACGUUGGUGACCAGAGUCCUUAUGUCACCUCAGUGAUUCUUCACAUUAAACAGAACGUCCCCAUCAUCCGCGACAACCUGGCCUCCACGAGAAAGUAUUUUACUCAGUUCUGUAUAAAAUUUGCAAACUCCUUCAUUCCCAAGUUCAUUAACCAUCUCUUCAAGUGCAAACCUAUUAGCAUGGUGGGCGCAGAACAGCUGCUGCUGGACACUCACUCUUUGAAGAUGGUUCUCCUGGAUCUGCCCUCCAUCGGGUCCCAAGUGGUGAGGAAAGCUCCUGCCAGCUACACGAAGAUAGUGGUGAAAGGCAUGACUCGGGCUGAAAUGAUCCUGAAGGUGGUCAUGGCUCCGCACGAGCCCCCGGUUGUGUUUGUUGACAAUUACAUCAAGCUCCUUGCUGACUGCAGCACAGACACUUUCCAGAAGAUACUAGACAUGAAGGGCCUGAAGAGGAGUGAGCAAAGCAGCAUGCUGGACCUCUUCCGCCAGCGCCUCCCGGCUCCCCCCUCCGGAGUGGAGAACACCGGCUCCCUCUCACUGAGCGCUCCUACGCCCGAGCAGGAGUCCUCUCGGAUACGGAAACUGGAGAAACUCAUCAAAAAAAGACUCUAAGUGAGCAGAGGGAGACUCUGUUGCUCAGGACUAGCUGCAGUGACUGGGAGCAAAACUUGUCAGAUUUAUGAUUUACAGUCUGCUGUUGAAAAAUCCGUGUCCCAUCACUCCCAUGCCCUGUGAUCUCUUAACCAUCGUAUACCGUGGUGCCGCACCUCCAUUCAGACCAAGGGAGAAUCUGACCAAGGUGUUUGCCCUUAGGCAGCUUAGCAGGAGUCAAACCCAGGACAUUGCUGGGUCCACAUGGUGGAGAAAAUAGAGGUACCUGGAAGUCAGCAGCUACAAAAACAGUUUAAGCGGAUUCAGAGAAUAUCUGGCUGUGAUAUACUUGGUGUCCCAGCCUUCAGCCUGGCUGGGCUCCUGCUGCAGCACUGAGGAUUUUGCCUGAGAGUUCGGUGUUACUGCUCACUCCUCUGUUUCAUUAUUUAUUGCUGGGCAGGGGGACCAACCCCAAACCAUCACCACUAUCAAAAAAACCCCAACCCUUUAACAGCUGGAAUCCAGGCAUCUGCAGCUCCACUGAAUCAAUGAGAUGCCCAGGAGAGAGCCCCGAAGCAGAUUUCUCCCCUGCUCCAGGCCAGCCGUGCAUAAACAACCAGUAAAACAACAAGGCAGAUCCUUUUCAGAACAGGAGGAAAGGGCUGUAUUAAUGCCUUCUGCACCUCGGCAAACCUCCUGCCAGCAAGCCGGCAGCCUCAGUCACUGUUACAGCUUAAAGGCCAAACUAGACAUCUGCGGAGCCCAUCUCCAGCUGCUUGUUACUUCUCUCGCGUGUGCUGGACUCGCCCGCUGUCCCCGAUGGGAGUUCCCGUACCACAUCUCGCCCUCUGUCCACAAAGGGCCGUUCAUGGAGCAAGCGUCAAAUGGCACCAGCCCCUCGUUCUCGUGCCAGCCCGCGUGUCCUGAGCAGGGGUGUGCCCCUUUGGCACUUUCGCUGCCCUGCAAGGAGAGAUGCUGGAAAUGUUGGCUUUAAUGGGGAGCCUGGGCCUCUUCCCAGGAUGGGAUGCUUAAACCAGCCUCAGACUUUGACGGCCUUCCUCUUCUCCUCCUCCUCUGAGCUUCAGCUUGCACCAGUGCAGAGAGGAGGAGAACCAGAGGUGAAAUAUUUUGGAUAACUCAGCCACAAAGCCAGCACGGAGCAGGGCUGGGGUUGAUAGAUGUCUGUGUCCUGCCCGUUGUGUGAGCUUCCCUGAGGAGUCUCAGGGCAGGGAGACAUCGCCUCGUCAUUAGCAAUGCUGGAGUUCUUCCCAAACUCCUCUGCACCCUUUUUGGGGGACUUUGAAGGCAUAUGCUCAACCAUGAACGAUUGAAUCCCAUAUGGGUUCAGGGGCAGAUCGACCGGUUGUGCCUGGUUUAUUUUAACUCAAGCUUCACUUGCAUGUGCAGGAGAAAGAAGUGCUGUACCGGUUUUGUAGGUGAGGAGCAAUCGUGCUGUCAGAUGCCUUCUUGGGAGGGUUGUGCUCCCACCAGGUCAGGGUUGGGCCUUAGGGCUGUAUUUCUUAGGGGCUGUGCUCAGCAGGGAUUGUAGCACUCGCUGUUGGGAGCUCCGUCCACCCAAACCCAGAGCUUCCUUGGGGCUGGGGAGGGAGGAGGUGAAAUGAGGAAUUCCCCGUGCGAGGCAGAACCUGGGCUUACGCUGCAUCUGCCUGUUUUGUGCUUCAGCACCAUCCCCUCGUGCGCGCAGGCUGCUCCCCUGCCCCCUCCUCAGCCCCGUGGCUGUGGGAGGGCAAAUUUGGUAAAAUCCUGUCCUCCCUUUGCACAGCCGGCAGGCGAGCCUGCGCUUGAACAGGCGGGAGUUGAUCACAGAAAUAAAUCCGCGGAGAUUAAAUCCUCACUGGUCAGGUUUUCUAACGCUGCUCAGACCGACCUGCCGCUGCAGCAAGGUGUGCACCAACAGGUACGCUCACACCAAGCCCUUAGGGUGUAUUUUCAGGGAUCCUCAGGCUUGGGCACUGGCCGCGGCGUGCGGGUGCUCGGCUGCCGUAGGGGUGAUGUCCGUCGCAGAGCAACAGUACCGGCACCUGCGGGGAGGGAUGGCAGUGUCUUGUCACUCCAGUUGUACAAAUCUUCCCAAGUCCGCUGCUGCUUCUUUUAUUUCCUCUCCUGAUUUCACAUCAGGUGACAAAAGAAGGAACGGUGCUUGAAAGCACAUGGGGACUACGAGCAGCUGUUCCCCGAGGACAGAUCAUCUCAAGGUGCAUGUGCGGGACGGUUCACAUGUUAUCAGCUGCAAUAACCGGGAGGAGGGAACAUGGAUUUGCAGAGAUUCGUUAUUCCUGGGAGGGUGAAUAAUUUAUUUUAGAUUAAUUUUUCUUUGUUCUGUCUGUGGAUGACUCUCUAACUAAAUUAUGAAUAGCUGAAGAUGUUCAAGUUACCGUCGUGUGUCUCUUCCCCCUGUUUCGUUCUCCGCAUUUCAUUCUGGAGAUAAGAGGAAAUAAAAGGAAAAAAUAAUUUUUAGUUUCAGCCUUUGAAGAAUGCUACAGGUCUGGGUGUUUGGAGUUCCACUUCUAGAGAGGAAACCGAACCUAUAUGUUUGGUAUAAGGGUUUUGUCCCCCUGGCUCUUGGGUAUUUAUCAGAUUUGGCACGUCUGUACACAUACAUUAGCUGUUUGGGGUUUACAUCUCCGGGGAGUAAAGGAUGAUGGUUUUUUUCUUCUGUAUAAAAUGCCGUGCUUUGUGGGUUUUGGCCGAGGUGUAAUUCUGGCUGUAUGUCGGAGUGUGACACUAAAACGAAUUAAAUGGUUACUGAUGUUCA